GUGUUAGUUUAGGCUGUAUCUCAGUAUUUAUUAUUUUAAAGGAGAGAAAAAGUGGUUAAUCUGGCUAUUCAUAUUCUAACAACACCAUACGCAGCGAUGCAAAUGCGUUAUGUAAGAGGAAACGUAACUACACAGUCACCAGAACAGAAUUUAUUUGUGUCAAAUAUGAAAAUACAGUAGAAAGCAGGUCAGCUGUGAUAAAAACCAGUUGGAUGUGUUGCUUUUUUCUGCAUCAUCAGGUUAUCUAGGCAUGUUCACCUCACUGUUAAGCUGUUUAUAGGAGUGAAGGCCAACUCAGACAGUCAGUGAUGAUUUACACAGAAUUAGAAAUUGUAAAUCAGCAGUACAGCCCGGAGUUUUAUCUUUGGUCAGAUUAACAGGAAUGAACUUGUUUGAUGAGAUCUUAUCUUUACCGAAGGCUUUCUGGACCUUAUUAGUAUCUGACUACAAUACAUGAAGCCUGUAACUGAAGAAUUUAGAAAUGCAAAAAUGACGACAAUGAUGAUGAUGAUAUCCAGUCCAGUAUUAAAAAGGUAUUUCUGUAGAAAAACCUCUGAAAAUUUGCACAGCAGAAUUUGUUUAAAGGAUUGCGUAUAACUUAACCAUUUCAUUUAACAAAUACAAAGUCCCUUUUACACAUAUUUUUCUGCAGAGCUCAGAGGUGUUGCUUUACUUUCGAUGCAGUAAUGAAAAUUUGAAUAAUUUUCAUACAAUAAAUCAGUUGAAUGAGUUAAUUUGUGCUCAAUUAACUAAAGAUCUUAUCAAUCUAAACACUUUUAUUGCUCUCAAAAGAUGGAAAGAAAACAUAUUGAAAAUUAAAAUAUAAAAACAUGAGAGUUCAUUCAGCUAUAUCUGAAAAUUACUCAGCAGCUUCUAUACGCAUGUUGGAAAUUAUCUGUUUUUGCACAACUUCUGAAAGUGUUUUACAUUAUUUUUGUAGAAUUUCUUCACCUGCCUUCCCCUGACUGUCAAUAAAUCUUCUUGUACAAUCCUUCUUAUGGUCGUAUUUUAGCACUCCUUUGGUCUACUACAGGAUGGAAGCAUCAAGUGUAGUCAUCACUGGAGGAUUUCCACAGCUGACGCAACACAUUCAACAACCACCUCAAACAAAAGAGAUUUCCGGGAGGUGAACUCUGUACUUCAAACUCCAGCUGAAGAAAAGACAAACGUCCUCGAAGGGAUCCAUCAAACCUGUACAGUGGUGAAAUGUCAGGGGGCUGAGGUUGGAUCAGCAGCUCUCCACCAAUCAAAUCAGUCGUGUCCCCCUUGAUACUGGACUCAUGGAACGGUGCCGUCCCCGUCAUCCUCGGCUCUCACCCACCUGGAGACACAUUCACCUGCCUUUCUGAAGCAGACAUCUUGUGGUUUUUUUUUAUUGCUUUCAUUCACGCUCAGAGGCCUGAUCUCCUGGAUAUGGAGGACUUGCCUCACAGGCGCCAUGGCAACUUUCCCCAAAGGCGGGCCACCCUGUUGCCACAGGAAGCCAAGUGUAGACCACAGCUGGCACUGGAGGCCAUGUCAUCUGAGACUGGUCCAAUUCCAGCAUCCAGAGCAGAGGAGCCAAGCCUCCCCACAGAACACCUCAGCAGUACUGAGUUCUGUGAGACGGAGAAGGAGCCAAACUGGUGUUGCAACGGAAAAACCACAGCAGCUUCUCCAUCAUCUGAAAAACAACAACAUCCUGACAAAAGUGUUGCAGCUUUACUGAAGAGAAUAAGGAUUCACCCAGAGGCCCAGAGGAUUCUGGGUAAUUCCUCCAUAGCUGUAGUGAGCCUGGAGCGUCUGAACUUCCAGUCUGUGUCCUUAUCAUCUCUGCAGCCGGUGGUGUCUCUGGUACGACUGCCAUCAGCAUGUGUCGAGCUCCACAAUGAUGUCUGCUGUUGGGAUCCUCCUCAGCAGCAUCCUCCUCUCAACAACCAGCUCCAGUAUAUCCAGAGGAGUCCUCCGCACAGAGACAGGCUUCCUGAUGAGUUUGUUAGUGUCCCUGGCUCUGAUGCUGCUGCUCCAGCAGACAGCAGCGAAGAAUACUGCACCUGCCACAACGGACUAGUAGAAGAUUUGCAACAUCUUACUGAACACAUUGAAGGACCUAAGCUUCCUCAAGAUGUGGAGUCUGCUCUGUCCCUUCCUGUAGACAGCCUCUGUGUUGCAUUUCCAGUCCAGUCUGUUGUCGACGUGGACUCCAAGAAUGGAUUCAGUCACAAUGAGGCAGACAUGUUGGAUAUCGAGGAGGAGACACCUCAGUCUAACCCAGCAGAGCCCUUUGAUCUCCCAGAAACAACAAUGUCAUCCUGGACUGAGCCGUACUGUCCUGACAGCUCCUCGUCUCCAGAACCAGAGCAGGACUCAGGCUUCGACUGUGACUCUAAUCCAGAUCAGCCUUAUAUCCUGUUUGAUUCUGGAUCUGAAGAAUGGGACCCGGACGGGAAAACAGACUCAGAAACACUUUAUUUGGAUCCAGACCCGGAACCGACCAUGGUGAUCGCACUGGAUCCAGAGCCAGAAUCAGAUCAGGAUCAGUCACUGCAGCUAGAAGAUGAGUCUGAAUCCAAAUGUGAAGCGAAUGUAGUUCAAAUGAACAACAGUGAAGAUCAAAGAGAGCGGAGCUGCUCACCGACCCAGGAAGUGAUCGACUCAUCCAUCCAGAAGCCUGAAACUGGAGCUGCGAGCGAGGAGAUUGAGAGUGAAGAUUUCUGCGCCGUGUGUCUGAACGGAGGAGAUCUGCUCUGCUGCGACUGCUGCCCUAAAGUUUAUCACCUGGCCUGUCAUAUACCUCCACUUAUCAGCUUCCCACUAGGCGACUGGGUUUGUACGUUGUGCAGAACUGACCAUGAACCUGCGGAGGCCUACGACUGUGAGAACAUGCACCCCUGCGCAGGAUUCAAAGCUCUGUACACACUGUCCAACGAGGACCAGAGGAGGUGUGAGAAGUUGACUCUACUCUUGUACUGUCACCUGCUCAGCGCUCCGUUCCACGAACCUGUCAGUCCUCUGGCCCGAAACUACUACCAGAUCAUCAAGAGGCCCGUUGACCUUUCAGUGAUACGCAGGAAACUGGACAAGAGCAACACUCUCCACUAUUUCACCGCCGAGCAGUUUGUCGAUGACGUCCUGCUGAUGUUCAAGAACUGCGCUACUUUCAAUUACCCAGACUCAGAGGUGGCCCAGGCCGGUCGAAACCUGGAGGUGUUUUUCUUGAGCAAACUGAAGGAUAUUUUUCCUGACCGGACGUUUCCAUCGGCCAGCCAGGACAGAAUGGACAGAGCUCGCCUCCAGUGGUUCAACAGGAAGAGGAAGGAAAACUACAGGAAGAAGAGAUGCGUGUUUAGAGGGAAAAAAUAUUAUGUGUAACUAGUUUAAACAACACUUGCAGAGUUGUACGUUAAAGCCGUUUAAUCAAUAUCAAACAUGUGGAAGUGAUGUACUUCAUUCCAAAAGCAGAUUUCGACCAUUUGCUAUUUUACAAAGAGAUUGCUUCCAUGAAAAAAAUCACAUUUUCAGGAACUAAUAAGGUUGUGGGUUUUUCUCACAUUUCAGGUAUUUAUGCAGAAUUUUUGGUAGGUAGCUUGUUUUUUUUUUUUUUUUUUACUGUUUUAGAAUAAACUCUUCAAAUUAGAAAUAAAUGAAUUAUUCCUGUUUUUCUGAGUUGUAGACUGUCAUAAACAUCUCAUCAAAUGUGAUUUAAACCUUUCAUGUUUGAAAUUAACUGACUGGAAAUGAGGUAACAUUUGAAAAAUAUGAAUUUUGACUUCAGUUAACUCCACUGACAUUCAUUCUGGGCGUCAAAACUCACAACCAAAGUAAAGUGUAUUUGUGUGUAUACUCACAGUUACAUACAGGGUUUUUAGAUGUUUAUAUGAUGAAACUACUAUAAGGAAUGAUUGAGAACAAGGAGAAAGAAAAACCUAAAAUAUCCCCAUGUGAAAGUAUAUCUAGUAAUUAUUCUCUUAAUCCUGCACACUUUCAGAGACUCUUAAGACUAAUUUUUCUGGUGAAAAAGAUUUGCCACUAGAUACAUGGUCCUUAAUUAUGUUCAGAAUUUGCACGAGCAGUAGUGAAACUGAAUGCUUUUUUAAAUUUUUGGUUUGAUUAUAAAGGAGAUUCAAAUUCUUUAAAUAAUAUAGUGCAUAUCAUGCAUCUAGCAGCAUACCUUUUACACCUGUGUUUCAGGCCCUAACCCUUCACCUGCUGUACCUAAUAUAUGAAAUAAUACAAUUGAUCUGUGUCUAUCAGCAGCUACAUGUGCUGUAUGUCCCUACAAAGGGAUCACCUGUUUAAAAGGAUGAUAGCAAAAGACAGACAGAGAGUAGGAGGAAGACAAGAUGUGAAAGCAGCUUUUACAGGUAACUUCCAGGCUGAGAAAUACUGAUUUUUGUUGAAUAAACGUGGAUAAAUGAUCUGUAUUUUCCUGCAGCAGGUAGCCACUAAAUGAAUUUCAACAAGAUGAAUUCAGCUGUAAAACGUCUUAAUUCUAGUACAAUAAGACUUAAAGGGCGGGUUCACAAUUUUUCAAGUCUGAGCAAGAAGGUUUUUCUUGCUGUAAUCAUUCUUCCUGUACAUACCGGCCGUUAGAAGGUCCCCUCCAAACGUGCCUUUAUAGUAAGUGAUUGGGGACAAAAUCCAUAGUCCUCCUUCUGUGCAAAAAUGUAAGUUUACCCGAAGCUAAUAUGAAGCUUCAGCCAUCCAAAUUAGUCAAAUCGAGUUAAUAUCUUGCUAUAAGUUACUAUCUUUUUAUUACCAAAUUCCCUCUUUUUGUUACUAUACAUAUAUCCUAUUUUAUUGUAUCCUACUGAAAUAUUUUAGUUUGUUUGUUUUAUUGUUUGUUGCAACCUUUCAAUUUGUCAGUUUUUUGCAAUUUUAUAUACUUUGUACUUUGAGCUUUAUCUAAUGUAUGGAAGGUGCUUUAAAAAAAUAGUUAUUAUGGUUAUUGUUAUAUAAAUGACCACAAGGGGGUGUGCUUGUAUCUGAACCUUCACAUUGAUGUUGGAUCAUUCAGUCAAAGGUUUGAAGUUACAAUACUUGCAGUCAGUGAGACUUUUGAAGGAAAAUGAUGUUUAAUAUUGUCUUCUUUCAUUUUUUUCUAUACAUAUUUAGAUUACUACUUCACUUUUCUUAUUUUCCUGCCAGUUGAACUCACUCAGCACAUCUGGAGGAUCAUCUGUUUUCCUCCUCUUAGAAGAUGGUCAUUCACUCUUGUUUGUAAUGGCAAAAAAAGUACCACAGAGACAGACAAUCCAUGACAAUAAAUAUGAAGCCACAAUUUGCUUCAGUUCUCUGUUGUUCAUCGUGCCCGAGUGGACUGUGUUCAUAUCAGUCUGUGGAUUUAGAGAUUUCUUAUUUACGAUGUCCUAAAGCUG
Messenger RNA from Thunnus maccoyii (southern bluefin tuna), 5357 nucleotides. Its product is annotated as E3 ubiquitin-protein ligase TRIM33-like. The record is from RefSeq and is a predicted model, not a curated record. The coding region runs from base 1414 to 3351 and encodes 645 amino acids. The transcript is spliced from 12 exons. NCBI's taxonomy places the organism in Eukaryota, Metazoa, Chordata, Actinopteri, Scombriformes, Scombridae. Gene Ontology annotation, molecular function: protein binding.